AUGGCAUCCCUGGCGGGGUUGGCUUUGCACCAUAGGGGAAAGUGGCAGAGCCCCGUCCCUCUCUGGGGCCCGACGGUCUCCGAGGGGACUCUGCAGGUCUGCCGCCGCUCCAGGACUAGGGGGGCCAACUCAACGGCUGAUGCUAUUGCAGUAACUGCCCCCUCUGCCCCUGGGGAGGCGCGUGGGGCUCUUGUGGGAGCAACGCUGGCAGCUGAGGAGACCAAAGCAGCUGCCACCAAGAGACCCGAGGUGGCAGGCGAAGGGUCCCCGGCUGAGGCUGCUCCAGAGCUUUCAGGGUCUGGCACAGAGUCCGACAGCGACGAAUCCGUCCCAGAGCUCGAGGAGCAGGACUCCACACAGGCCACAACACAGCAGGCACAGCUCGCAGCAGCCGCCGAGAUAGAUGAAGAACCCGUCAGCAAAGCAAAACAGAGCCGGAGCGAAAAGAAGGCACGGAAGGCAAUGUCCAAGCUGGGCCUUCGCCAGGUCACGGGAGUAACCAGGGUCACCAUCCGGAAAUCUAAGAACAUCCUCUUCGUCAUCACAAAGCCAGACGUGUACAAGAGCCCCGCGUCAGACACCUACAUUGUCUUCGGGGAGGCCAAGAUCGAGGAUCUGUCCCAGCAAGCGCAGCUGGCAGCCGCUGAGAAGUUCAAGGUGCAAGGAGAAGCCGUGUCAAACAUCCAGGAGAACACACAGACGCCCACAGUGCAGGAGGAGAGCGAGGAGGAGGAGGUGGACGAAACCGGCGUGGAGGUGAAGGACAUUGAGCUCGUCAUGUCGCAGGCCAACGUGUCCCGGGCGAAGGCAGUGCGCGCCCUCAAGAACAACAGCAACGACAUCGUAAACGCCAUCAUGGAGUUGACGAUGUAGCCGUGGGAAGGGAGGAACCUUUUUGGUGUUUCAAAGCAGAGUCGAUCACAGCUAGAUUUAACCUUUGUACUAUUUCUGUCGAGGAAUAAACGUUGUGGCUUCUUGUUGGUGAAA
Messenger RNA from Alligator sinensis (Chinese alligator), 987 nucleotides. RefSeq names its product nascent polypeptide associated complex subunit alpha (gene NACA). Gene Ontology annotation, cellular component: nascent polypeptide-associated complex; cytoplasm. Lineage: Eukaryota; Metazoa; Chordata; Crocodylia; Alligatoridae. The transcript has 8 exons. Bases 1 to 873 code for a protein of 290 amino acids. The record is from RefSeq and is a predicted model, not a curated record. Gene Ontology annotation, biological process: protein targeting to membrane.